GUAGAAUAGUAAUGCAGAGGGAUGUAAGAUGGCAGAGCUACAAAUGCUGCUAGAGGAAGAAAUUCCGGCUGGUAAAAGUGCUCUUGUUGAGAGCUAUCAGAAUCUAUCAAGGGUCGCAGAAUAUUGUGAGAACAACUAUGUACAGGCACAGGACAAGAGGAAAGCCCUGGAGGAGACCAAAGCCUACACCACCCAGUCUCUGGCCAGUGUAGCCUACCAGAUCAAUGCCUUAGCCAACAAUGUGCUGCAGCUGCUGGACAUCCAGGCGUCCCAGCUGCGUCGCAUGGAGUCCUCCAUCAACCACAUCUCUCAGACUGUGGACAUCCACAAGGAGAAAGUAGCCCGACGAGAGAUUGGAAUACUGACCACGAACAAGAACACGUCACGGACCCACAAGAUCAUCGCUCCCGGCAACAUGGAGAGGCCAGUGAGGUACAUUAGGAAGCCCAUAGACUACACCCUCCUGGAUGAUGUGGGCCAUGGUGUCAAACAACAUGGCAACAACCAACCAGCCAGAGGAGGAACCUUAUCAAGGACAAAUCCACCCACGCAGAAGCCUCCGAGUCCACCAAUGGCAGGCCGCGGAACCCUUGGGAGGAAUACCCCGUAUAAGACCCUGGAGCCGGUGAAGCCUCCCGUGGUGCCUAAUGACUACAUGACCAGUCCCGCCAGGCUGGGCAGCCAGAACAGUCCAGGCCGCACUGCCUCGGUCAACCAGAGGCCCAGGACACACAGUGGCAGCAGUGGAGGCAGUGGUGGUCGGGAGAACAGUGGCAGCAGCAGUGUGGGCAUCCCUCUGGCUGUGCCCACACCAUCACCCCCCACCAGCUUGGCAUCAGCGUCGGCGCUUCCGCAGGGUCCAGGCCUCGGCCCCGUGCCCAUGUCCCAGUUUGGCACCAUCUCCCGGCAGGUCUCGCGCCACGCCUCUUCCUCGGCCUCCAUGGUGUCGGCCACGGGCACGUACCGGCGCGCGCCCUCCGUCUCCUCCUCCCAGUUCACCUCCGCCCCGCCGGCCCACGUCAACGGGGGGCCCACCUACACCCAGAACUCAGUGACCGCAGCUCCACCGCCGCCUCCUCCCAUGGUGCAGCUCACCCCUCAGAUCCCGCUCACGGGCUUCGUGGCCCGGGUGCAGGAGAACAUAACGGACAGUCCCUCACCACCCCCGCCCCCCCUGCCUGAGGACACGGUGCUGUACGGUGCUGAGGAGGCCAACCCCCCUCCCCCGCCGCCGCCAGUGGACUAUGAAGACGAGGACGCGGCGGUGGUCCACUACAGUGACCCCUACGCUGACGGCGACCCUCACUGGGCCCCCAAGACUUACCUGGAGAAAGUGGUGGCCAUUUAUGAUUACUCCAAGGAUAAGGACGACGAGCUUUCUUUCAUGGAGGGUGCCAUCAUCUAUAUCAUCAAGAAAAACGAUGACGGAUGGUUCGAGGGUGUGUGCAACGGCGUCACAGGCCUGUUUCCAGGCAACUAUGUGGAGUCCAUCAUGCACUACGCAGACUGAGGGAAGUGUGUGUGUGUGUGUGUGUGUGUGUGUGUGCAAAUGCGUGUGUGCGUCUGUGUAUGUGUGUCAAUACACAGGGACUCUUGUCAAUCAUAAACAAACAUUACAAAGUGCAUUUGGCUAUUAAAGAAUGUUUGUUUCUUUUUCUGUUAUUUUAAUGAAAACGUGCAAACCAUAACAUGACAAUGUGUAUUUGGGGGUGGGGAGGGGAUUGCUAAGUUGUUAUUGAAGGUAAACAUGUAAAGAUAUGAAUAAUAGUCAGUAUAUUUCUGGUUAGGUCUUUUUGUUGUAUGUUUUGUAUAUACAGUAAUGUGAAAUGCAGCUUGUAGGUGGUCAGUAGUGUUUGUGUGUGUGUGUGUGUGUGUGUCAGUGUCCUGACCAGUCUACGUCAUUUGUCCACGUCUUUUUUCCCCAUUAUGAUCCAUCUUCUUUUUUUUAACAACAAAAUAUUAAUUUUAUUCAGGUUUUUGUACAAACAUUUUCUUAUCAUUAACAUUUGUGCAGAAUGUCUUUUGAAUGUCAUCGCUACAUAUUUCUUAGCCUUGCAAAACAAAAAUGAAGAUUUACUGAUUUGAAUUUGUAGUCUCUUCUGUUUGCCCAUGUAAUGUUCUAUUUUUGUUGCCGUGUUGUUUGAAUGCCAUAGAGUAUACUUCUGCCACUGGUGUGUGACCGCAGUAGUCCACUGCUGGUGCUGCAGACCAAACCAGGUGUAGUAGUCACCUGGGAGGCCCCCUAGUGUGGUCAGAGCUCCAUUUUAAGGUCCCUGUUCUCAUAGACAGGUGGUCUCUCACCACUGAACCGGCCUGGGCGAGGGCGAUCAACACUGACCUGGGAUGUCUGACCGAUAACCCUUUCAUCUUGUUUACAAAAUGUGUUGUCCUACACAUUUGAAUGAGCUCCAUGAGACAGCCCCUCCAGCUGGCGUCGCCGCCUCUCUUAAGAACCUCCCUCUACAGGAAGACGCGGUGGAACUGGUGCACCAUGUACGGCACGCACUUCUUUGUACAAAUCUACACAUGCCAUACAGAUACCUCAGCUGUGAGUGCCAUCGCUUGUACUGUCUCAAGUAGGCGCAUUGUAAACCUUAGGCCCACAGACGGCCUCUACUGAUCAGUGUCCACUCCAGUGCGUGUGUGUGUGUGUGUGUGUCUGUGUCCGUGUGGGGUUGACCAUCAGACCGCGUUGCUUCCUCUGAAAAUGGCUGCCAUGGGCCACGAGGGCUUCAUAUUUCCUGAAUGGAUGUCAUGACUCAGAGAUGAACCACUUUGUGCCAUUUGUAUAGAGUGAAAACCCAUGCCAUCACAUUUCAUACCUGUUCCUUUCCUCGGCGCUCUCGCGACAGGUGAAACGCUGAGGACGUGUAAGGACUUGAGCACAUGCAGAUGGUUUGGAUGUACAAAUGUGAUGCCAUGACCAAGGAAAGUAAUUGUUUUCUGACUUAUGCAUGUGUUUAAAUUAGGCCUUAAAAGUAUCAUGAGUAUUAUUUCUCUUUGAUGUGCACUGAUUCUUCUGGAACAUUCUUAGCCGUUCCUAAUCACUGUUCACGGCGAGGUCAUAUUGCACAUACCUCUGUUUUUCUUUUCUUUUUGUAACAGAGAGUGAUGUUUCUUUUAAAUCAGUCCUUUACAUUUUGUAGACUUAUUAUGUAAUUGUAUACUUUUGUGAGAGAAAAAGAAAAAAAUCCUGACCUUGGAUUGAGUUUUUUUGUAAUAUGUGUGUGUCACAAACUGCUGUUCAUGGACAGGCAGUCACUUGCAUUUCCAAAUGGUAUUUAUUUAUUUUUGCUAGGGAUCUGUGAGAUUGCAACUCAUGUGGAAUUGUAUGGGUGUUAAUCACUGUGGUAAACAUUUCAAGGCCUUGUUUUGAGUUGUUUGCAACAUUACAAAAAAAUGUGGAAAGUGACAUGUAACUCUUGAAGAGAAGCUCUCUUCGUUACUUAUUCCUUUGUAUAUAUUAUAUGUUUUCCCAAUUAAUGUACAGUCUUUUUUAUAAUAAAUAGCUUCCCUGUA
Messenger RNA from Sardina pilchardus (European sardine), 3519 nucleotides. It is a transcript of the gene abi1b, whose product is annotated as abl-interactor 1b. The record is from RefSeq and is a predicted model, not a curated record. Gene Ontology annotation, cellular component: SCAR complex; lamellipodium; actin-based cell projection. Bases 29 to 1510 code for a protein of 493 amino acids. NCBI's taxonomy places the organism in Eukaryota, Metazoa, Chordata, Actinopteri, Clupeiformes, Clupeidae. Gene Ontology annotation, biological process: neuron migration. The transcript has 10 exons. Gene Ontology annotation, molecular function: SH3 domain binding; signaling adaptor activity.